This is a messenger RNA of Aspergillus terreus NIH2624, 1932 nucleotides long. RefSeq names its product WD40 repeat domain-containing protein. The transcript is spliced from 6 exons. The record is from RefSeq and is a predicted model, not a curated record. Gene Ontology annotation, biological process: proteasome-mediated ubiquitin-dependent protein catabolic process. Bases 1 to 1932 code for a protein of 643 amino acids. Lineage: Eukaryota; Fungi; Ascomycota; Eurotiomycetes; Eurotiales; Aspergillaceae. Gene Ontology annotation, cellular component: Cul4-RING E3 ubiquitin ligase complex. Gene Ontology annotation, molecular function: protein binding.
AUGGACUUUGAGCCAGAAUCGGAAUUUUCGGAAGACCACGACGCCCUUCCUGAUCUGUACGACGAGGACGAGGAAGACGGAUUGGCCGACGAAGACGCCGAUUUCCACGCCGCUGGGUUUGGUGGCCUGGGUAUCCCGGCCGGAAAUAUACACAUCGAGUUCAGCAUGGACGACGCCGAAGACAAUGGCGGCGGCCGCGGAGAACACAGCCGAGUGGCAGCCAGCCGUUUCUUGAAUCUACUAGCCUCCAAUGGCCUGCGGCAUAUCCUCCACUCCAACGCCUGGCGCGGGAACUUCGUAGAGGAGGAUGACGAAGACGACGACUUUGGAUUCUUCAGCUAUCGGAAUCGACCACGACGGACUGGGAAUCAUGAACCACCGAAGGUUCCGAGCGAAGAGGGUGCUAAGUUGAUGAGUUCCGGCGAUUUCGGGAGCAACUCUUAUUAUGUCGAUGAGCUGAAGAAGCGCAAACGCUCGCUCGCGACGAAGGUCAUGUGGCGUGAGCUGGGCGUGGAUGUCUCUGGGGGUCCGAAGAGAGACGUACGGGCUAUUUCUCAGGGCCUGAUACCGGGCUCUGCUGCGGACAAAAUCAUCCAUUUCGACUCCCGUUGUUACUCGGGGCAGUUUUCCGACGACGGGAAUUUCUUCUUUUGCUGUGCGCAGGACUUCAAGGUCCGGAUGUAUGACACGUCGAAUCCGUACGAAUGGAAGUACUACAAGACGGUCGACUACCGGUUCGGUCAGUGGACUAUUACCGAUGCCACUUUGAGCCCUGACAAUAGGUUCCUGGCGUAUUCGUCGAUUCGAAAUCUUGUCUGUCUGGCGCCGACGGAUCCGGCUGACAGUUCCGAGCCUACUAUCUUGGAUCUGUCAUCGGUUUCUAGGCGCCCGGACCGUGGGCCCCUAUACGGCAACUCACACUUUGGGAUCUGGUCUCUGCGCUUUUCCGGAGACGGACGCGAGAUUGUUGCAGGCACCUCGGACCAGUCGGUGGUGGUGUACGACAUCGAAACUAUGCAGUCUGUCUUGCGUUUACAGAACCAUGAAGACGAUGUCAAUGCUGUCUGCUUUGGCGAUAAAUCCUCACCCCAUAUCCUCUACUCAGGAUCUGACGAUACCACACUUCGCGUGUGGGAUCGGCGCUCCAUGGGCGACGGACGCGAAGCGGGCGUCUUCAUGGGACACACGGAGGGACUGACGUAUGUCGACAGUAAAGGCGACGGGCGAUAUGUUCUCUCCAACGGCAAGGACCAGACAAUGAAACUGUGGGAUCUGCGAAAGAUGAUGACGACCGCCAAGUUCGAUACGGUAGACAUCCACCGGUACACGACAGGCUUCGACUACCGGUUUGAGCGAUAUCCCGAGGGAUACUAUCAACAUCCACACGACUGCUCCGUGGUCACGUUCCGGGGUGGCCAUCGGGUGCUCAAGACCCUCAUCCGGUGUCACUUCUCCCCGCCGGGAAGUACCAAUUCGCGAUACGUGUACACGGGUAGCGAAGAUGGAAAGGUCUAUGUAUAUAACCUGGAUGCCACGCUCGCUGGCACGAUCGAUGUUGGCCAGGCUACGGAAGAUACGCGUCCGCAAGAUCAGGACAUCUAUACGACCGCGUAUGAGAUGCGCACGCGGAGCGGCGAGAUGACAUGGCGAACGUGUGUUCGAGAUGCUAGCUGGCACCCCAAUGCCCCAGUCCUUGCGGCGACGUCAUGGAAUGGCUGGGGCCUGUCGACAGGUACCUGCACGUUACAUAGCUGGAAUGACGGGGCCGCAGAGGAUGAGGGCAAACCGCCAGUCGGAAAGAGCUACGACUGUCGGCUGAACUAUGUGAACGAAUUCAACCAAUUCAAGGACACGAUUCGAUAUCUGAGGAGUCGACCAGUUGAACGGACUCGGACGCCUCUGGAUGACGAGUAUGCCUAUGAACUUUGGUGA